Messenger RNA from Closterium sp. NIES-65, 4317 nucleotides. Lineage: Eukaryota; Viridiplantae; Streptophyta; Zygnematophyceae; Desmidiales; Closteriaceae. The record is from the annotation of a GenBank genome assembly.
AUGGGAACGGUUCGGAGUGUGCUCGAGCAGCUGGGCAACUACAUCGGCGGGUUCCCCCAGGCGGCGAUGGACCCUCUGCUGGACCUCAUGUUCCUCCCCUCGGGCCUCAACCUCAAUAUAGUGCGAUUCAAUAUAGGCGGCGGCUCCGUCCCUCUAUACAGCCCUCAGCUAUACACUGAUUCUUCCAUGCGCUGGCGGGCCAUGCCGGGGUACUGGCCGGCGCAGGCAGCGGGGUUCAACUGGACGGCGGAUUCGAGGCAGCAGGCGGUGCUGCUGGGAGCCAAGGCCCGCGGGGUGAACGUGUUCGAGGCGUUUUCCAACAGCCCGCCCUGGUGGAUGACCGCGAGUAAAGACGUUGCGGGUGGGAAGAAGGCGUUUCAGACGAACCUGCUGCGAAAGCAUGAGGGGCGGUUUGCGAGGUACUUGGUGGAAGUGGUGGAAAGGUUUAGAACGGAUCCGGCGUUGGGUAACAUCGAGUUCGAUACACUGGAGCCGUUUAACGAGGCGUUAGAGGGGUACUGGAUAAAGGGGAUGGGGCAGGAGGGGUGCAACUUCAACCUGCCACGUGUCCUAUCCCCAAGCCUCCGAGCCUCGUCUCGAGGCGCAUCAAAUGUUACCGUUAGAGCGUCCGGCGACGAUGGCGGAAGCGGAAGCGGCGCGUCGUCGUCUACCCGCCGGUCCGCGGCGCGGCGGUCGCGACAAUACUCUUCUUCCGUGCAAGAAGCGUCAGGAGGGCGACGCGGGAGUGCUUCUAACGCGGGAUUUGAAAUCGACACGGAGUUAAUAGGCAUCGGCGCGAUGCUAUUGGCUGUCGGCGCGGGAAUCUGGGGAGUUUCGCGGUUCCUAGCGCGUGGCGGGAUCGGCAGUAGCGGGGAUAGUGACGAGGAAGAGGAGGGUGCGGGUAGCAAGAGUUCGUCGUUUAGUGCGGGUGACGACAAGGAGAAGCAGCGCAAGUGGCGGCAGCAGUCGAUGGCGAAAGUUAAGGAGUUAGCGCAGCAGCUUCGGUCAUUCAGGACCGUCGAUCUCAGCGGCAAGAGUCUGGGCGACGAGGGGUUCAAAUAUCUCGCAGAAUCUCUCGCCUUCAACAAUAGUGUUGAAAGCGUUGACUUUUCCAACAAUGGGAUCGGUCCGGAGGGGGUCAAAGCCCUGACCGAAGCCCUGGCGACGAAUGCCUAUCUCAAGACGCUCAACCUCUCGGGGAACACCAUUGGGGACGAGGGAGCUAAGGUUCUAGCUGGUAUCAUGGAGCAGAACCGCGGCGUGCAGACGCUGCAGCUGAGCAGCAACGGGAUCGGGGAUGAGGGCAUGCGAGCAUUAGCGGAGAUGGUGAAGAAGAACGAAGCGAUCGUUUGUUUGGAGAUGAACAACAACGGCAUCGAGUACGAGGGGGUGGAGGGGUGUGGUGGUGGUAGCGGGAUUGGGAGAAAGGGGGAUGGGAGGCAUGGGGGAUCCGGGGAGAUGUCUUCACGUCCGUCCCUCUCUUUCCCUCUCACCUCCCUCACACCUUUCCCUCCUCGCCCUCACGCCACGCUAGGCUGUGCUACUCUCGCUGUUGCUCUCUCUCACCCCGCGUCUGGCUGUGCUGCUCUCGCCGAUGCCCUCACCAGCACCAAGUCUCUGCGCUCACUGCACCUCAAUGGCAACUAUGCAGGCACGCUGGGCGCAUCUGCCGAGUUGACUUUUGAGUCGACUCAAAAUGGCAACUACGCAGGCACGCUGGGUGUGUCUGCAUCGGCCAAGGGGCUAAGGGAAUCAAGCCUGCUCUCGCUUUUCCCUCUCGUCUCUCCCCUUGGCAACUAUGCAGGCACGCUGGGAGCAUCUGCCCUGGCCAAGGGCCUUCAGGAGAACAAGUCACUCAGGGAGUUGCAUUUCAAUGGGAAUGGAGUGGGGGAUGAGGGAGCGCGAGUGCUGGCAUCGGGGCUACUGGCACGCAAGGGCAAGCUGGAGUUGCUUUUAAACGGCAACGGGGUGGGGGAUGAGGGAGCGCGAGUGCUGGCAUCGGGGCUGCUGACCCACAAAGGCAAGCUGGAGUUGCAUUUCAACGGGAAUGGAGUGGGGGAUGAGGGAGCUCGAGUGCUGGCGUCUGGCCUUCUCGCGCACAAGGGCAAGCUGGUCACCAUCGACCUCAGCAACAACAGCAUGGGCUCCAAGGGGGCGGCUCAUAUCGCUGAAGUGAUCAAGAAAAGCCGCAGCCUGCAGUGGCUGAACCUCUAUAUGAACGACUUUGGAGACAAGGGAGCGGAGAGAAUAGCAGAUGCUCUCAAGAGGAACAAGUCGAUUGCUACUAUUGACCUGGGAGGCAACAACAUUCAUGCGGAGGGCAUUGCGGCCAUCUGUGACGCACUCAAAGAGAACUCCACCAUCACCACUCUUGAGUUGGGGUACAACCCCAUUGGUCCAGAGGGCGCCAAAGCACUGGCAGACACGGUCAAGUUCCAUGGGAACGUGGAGACGCUGCGACUGGGGUGGUGCAAGGUUGAGGGAUGGAGAGCGGUUAUUGGUGGUGCAGGGGUGCUGCUAGUUAUUGCUGUGGCUGUGCACCUUAGUCAAGGCACUGGCACACACGGUGAAGUUCCAUGGGAACGUGGAGACGCUGCGACUGGGGUGGUGCAAGGUGAGGUUGAGGGAUGGAGAGCGGUUAUUGGUGGUGCAGGGGUGCUGCUAGUUAUUGCUGUGGCUGUGCACCUUAGUCAAGGCACUGGCACACACGGUGAAGUUCCAUGGGAACGUGGAGACGCUGCGACUGGGGUGGUGCAAGGUGAGGUUGAGGGAUGGAGAGCGGUUAUUGGUGGUGCAGGGGUGCUGCUAGUUAUUGCUGUGGCUGUGCACCUUAGUCAAGGCACUGGCACACACGGUGAAGUUCCAUGGGAACGUGGAGACGCUGCGACUGGGGUGGUGCAAGGUGAGGUUGAGGGAUGGAGAGCGGUUAUUGGUGGUGCAGGGGUGCUGCUAGUUAUUGCUGUGGCUGUGCACCUUAGUCAAGGCACUGGCACACAUGGUGAAGUUCCAUGGGAACGUGGAGACGCUGCGACUGGGGUGGUGCAAGGUGAGGUUGAGGGAUGGAGAGCGGUUAUUGGUGGUGCAGGGGUGCUGCUAGUUAUUGCUGUGGCUGUGCACCUUAGUCAAGGCACUGGCACACACGGUGAAGUUCCAUGGGAACGUGGAGACGCUGCGACUGGGGUGGUGCAAGGUGAGGUUGAGGGAUGGAGAGCGGUUAUUGGUGGUGCAGGGGUGCUGCUAGUUAUUGCUGUGGCUGUGCACCUUAGUCAAGGCACUGGCACACACGGUGAAGUUCCAUGGGAACGUGGAGACGCUGCGACUGGGGUGGUGCAAGGUGAGGUUGAGGGAUGGAGAGCGGUUAUUGGUGGUGCAGGGGUGCUGCUAGUUAUUGCUGUGGCUGUGCACCUUAGUCAAGGCACUGGCACACACGGUGAAGUUCCAUGGGAACGUGGAGACGCUGCGACUGGGGUGGUGCAAGGUGAGGUUGAGGGAUGGAGAGCGGUUAUUGGUGGUGCAGGGGUGCUGCUAGUUAUUGCUGUGGCUGUGCACCUUAGUCAAGGCACUGGCACACAUGGUGAAGUUCCAUGGGAACGUGGAGACGCUGCGACUGGGGUGGUGCAAGGUGAGGUUGAGGGAUGGAGAGCGGUUAUUGGUGGUGCAGGGGUGCUGCUAGUUAUUGCUGUGGCUGUGCACCUUAGUCAAGGCACUGGCACACACGGUCAAGUUUCAUGGGAACGUGGAGACGCUGCGACUGGGGUGGUGCAAGAUCGGAGUGAAGGGAGCAGAAUCGGAGUGAAGGGAGCAGAGUACAUGGCAGAUGCUCUCAAGUACAACAGCACCAUCAACACUCUUGACCUGAGGGCCAACGCGCUGGGUGAUGAGGGCGCGGCCAUUCUGGCUCUGAGUCUGCGUGUGGUCAACAAGCAGCUCAUUCUAAACACCGAUGGGCCCGGAGCGGCCAUCCUGGCUUUAAGUCUGCGCGUGGUCAACGAGCAGCUCUCCUCGUUGGACCUGGGCUUUAAUGAGAUCCGCGACCGUGGGGCAUACGCCCUGGCAGAGGCGCUCAAAGCGAAUGGGGAGGCGGCAGUCGAGACACUUAACCUCUCCAGCAACUACAUCACCAAAUACGGCCAGGUUGCUCUGAGCGAGGCCAAGGACCUGGUGAGUGAGAUGACAGAUACUUACCAGUGGUUCAUUCCCUCUUUCCUCCGGUUUCCCUCUGUGCGUGUAUCAAAUCCCUCCCAGGUUGCUUUGAGCGAGGCCAAGGACCUGGUGAGUGAGAUGAAUGACGGCAAGGAGGUCAACAUCUACUGGUAA